UCACCUCCUGCCUUCCCGGUAUUGGACUUCAAUGUGUCUGGACGUUGGACCGUCCCAUCUGGAGAUCUCGUACUAGAGUGUGAAACGCGCAGAAGAGAUUCUUUCUCUUUACAGCCACAGCCUUGCCCGCCGGUCAUGACUGUAAGGGCGCGAGAUUAGAGAUUAGGGCUUUCUCUCGGAGGUGGAGCAAAGCUUCUUAUCUGCUGCACACGCUGGGAAAGGCAGACACGGAGCCCGCGGAACGCAGAAAUGCGCUUCUUCCUCAUUCUCGGGUUUGUGGCGUCCUGCAACGCACAGCAGGAGCCCCUGGUGAAUCGCUGCGAUGUCCCACGCACACUCAGCGUCUCCACCCUGUGCACCGGCUGUGCCGCAUCUCCAACUGCACCGUGUCCCAAGGGCUACAGAAAGGCCACCGCGGGCAUGGGGAAAGCUGACUGCAGAUACACCGUCGAUAUCGCCGGGCGACUCGUCUCCCUCCCUGGCUGCAGACACGUCUGUGAAAAGGAGGUGACGGAUCACAGGUGUUGCCCUAACUUCUGGGGUCCAUUGUGUUUGCCCUGUCCCAACUGGGACUAUAGACCAUGUAACUGGCACGGUACCUGCACGUCUGGAAAUGCAGGGAAUGGAACCUGCGUCUGUGAUGAGGGAUUCGCUGGGGUUGCGUGCCAUGAGUGUAAGGAUAAGAACGCUUACGGUGAAAACUGCCAAUCAAAGUGUAGCUGUGUGAACGGUGUGUGUGACGGCGGUCCAAGCGGUAAAGGGGAAUGCCUAUGUCAGCCUCCUUACUCUGGACCCAAGUGUGACCACGCGACUGCCUCCUGCUCAAACUGCACCGCCUACUCCUACUGCAAAGGGGAAGGAAGCCAGGCAACCUGCACAUGUCUGCCGGGGUUUCAGAAAGUGGGACGCAUUUGCUCAGGUAUUUGCUCCAAGAAUAUCUGUGAUGUGAAUGCCGAAUGCACAUAUUUGGGAGGGAGGAAUUUUCAGUGCAAGUGCAAGGCAGGCUACGAGGGAGACGGUAAAGUCUGCAGCCCUGUGAACCCCUGUUCCACUAACCGGGGGGGCUGUCCCGCCAACUCCACCGUCUGCGUGUACACCGGCCCAGGGAAGUCUCGCUGCGAGUGCAUGGAGGGCAUGGAGGGCCAGACUCCGCAGCUGGGCUGCCGUCUGAAGUCCGCCUGUGCAGAGGGAACCUGCGACCGGACCGCACUCUGCGACACGGACCUGAGGGGGCAGCCCAGGUGUCUCUGUGAUAAACAGCAGAUUGGCGAUGGCCGACGUUGUUAUGGCAACAUCAUGGAGCGAGUCUUGGAGCUGGAUGAAGACGGAGAUCUUGCGGGAAAGCUGACUGGAUCUGUCACGCUUUUCGAAAAGGGCUGCAUGCUCACUUUGAGCAGAUAUGGGCCUUUCACGGUUCUCCUCCCUCUUCUCAAGGUGCCACUGUCAGGCAUCUCAGAACGAUUCUUGUGUAAGCAACACCUCAUCCAGGGCCAGCAUCUUUACAAAGAUUUGCAGAGCAAUGACUUCUGGACAUUGGGUGGCAUGGCAGUUAGAUUCAAAGGCAACAAGAAACUCAUCUUAAUGAAAGAUCCCGACACAUCGUACUCAAUUAUCCAUAGUGACAUUGCAGCAGCCAAUGGGAUCAUCCACAUUAUUGAUUCGCCGAUCACAAAUGUACACCCUGUCAAUUCUGGCAAUGAGCAGCAUAUCAAUAAGACCAUUGGAGAAAUCAUUGCACAGGAUCCAAAAUACAACAGAUUUCUGUCACUGGUGGAUAACUGUGGGGCGCCCCUGCCUUUACGGGGUAAUGGGCCUCUCACGGUGUUUAUCCCCACCAACAGCGGCAUCGACCGCUUCCGCGACGGCAGCCUGAUGUUCAUGCUGACGCACGCCAAACACAAGCUCCAGGAGCUGCUGAAACACCACGUCUUCUCCCAGGCAGCGAUCACAGUGGAUCAAGUCGCUAGCAUGUCUCGGAUUGAAACAAUGGCCAAUCAGGUUGUGGGAGUCAAUGUCACCUACGAUGGAAAAAUAUUGCUUGGAGAGAAAGGGAUACUUUUGGAAACCACAGACAUCAUCGCAUCCAAUGGGAUCAUUCAUACAAUUGACGGUGUUCUAGUUCCACCCUCCAUCCUUCCCAUCCUGCCUCACAGGUGUGAUGUCAACGAGAGCAAGAUCACCGUGGCUCCGUGUGUGAUGUGCCACUACCUGCACGAGACGGAUUGCCCACCUGGAAGCGUAGAACUGGACACUCAUUCGCGGGGCUGUAGUUAUCUGCCUUCCCCCGUGAGCGUGUUCCAGCUCGCCAACGGCUGUGCCAAGUACUGCAACCUCACGCAACCGAGGGCGGAGUGCUGUCGGGGCUUCUUCGGGCCGGACUGCAAGCCCUGCAUCGGGGGAUUCCAGCAGCCCUGCUACGGCAAAGGGACUUGCUUCGACGGCAUUCACGGGAACGGCACGUGCCUCUGCAGCCCGCGGUUCACGGGCGUGGCGUGUCACAUCUGCUCCGAGGCCAACAAGCACGGGGAGAAGUGCGAUGAGGACUGCCGUUGUGUUCACGGCGUUUGUGACAACAGACCCGGCAGUGCAGGGAAGUGCAGGCUGGGGAGUUGCCAGGCGGGAUAUUCCAGCGACUUCUGUGACAAGAUGGCGAAGCCCUGCGACUCGGACGGCACAUUCGAACACUGCCACAUCAACGCCUACUGCACGUUCGAAGGGGACUACACAAAGUGUGUGUGCCUGUCCGGGUACGAGGGGGAUGGGCACUCCUGCACCGCGGUCAACCCCUGCCUGGGUCCCAGCCGGGGCGGCUGCCACGCCCUGGCUGAGUGUGUGUACGUCGGCCCGGCUAAUGUGUCCUGUGUCUGCAAUAAAGGCUGGACUGGAGACGGGCUGGUGUGUGCUGAGAUAGACAACUGUCUCCUAGAGACCCGCGGUGGCUGCCAUAGCAACGCCACCUGCACAUUUAUAGGACCUGGACAGAAUGAGUGCAUGUGUAAGCCCGGGUAUAUGGGAGAUGGCCAAAUGUGUGACAGGAUCAACCCUUGCAGGGCGAACGGAGGCUGCCAUAGAAUGGCCAGGUGUGAAGUGGUGGGGGACGGGCGUGUCUGCACGUGCCCCGAGGGUUUUGCGGGCGAUGGGCUCCUCUGCUAUGGCACCCUAAUGGAGGAACUGGACGGCAACUGGGACUAUUACACCUUUAACGCCAUGCUGCAGAAACUCCCCUCUUUGGGCCUCAGAGAGAAUAUAACGGCGCUGGUGCCUGUCGGAAGAGCUCUACAAAAGUUUAAAUUAAAUGAAAUUGAUUUCUGGAAGAAUCCAUACGUGCUGCCGCACCUAUUAAAAGCACACUUUUUGGUUGGUAUAUUCACCUUGGAGGACCUGAAGCAGCAUUUCAACGAAGAAUUGGUGACGCUCAACCCGGGGACCAAAUGGGAAAUAAAGAACAAUAGCGGGGAGGUCAUGAUCCAGAAUGCUACAAUCAUCACUCCAGACAUUCCCGUGGUGAACGGUUAUAUCCACAUCAUCAAUCAGGUUCUGAAGCCACCUCUCUCGGACAUCCCUCCUCUCCCGCCGACUCUGAUGGAGUUCCUGAACGGCACCUCUGCUUUCAGCCUCUUCCGACGCGCCGCUCUGGCUUAUAACCUGACCGGCAACAUCUACAAUAAAGAUUAUACUGUUCUCUUGCCAACUGACGAGGCCAUCAAGGAGCAUUUGCAAGCAACAAAUUCUACAGAACUGGGUGAAGAGCUAUUCAAAUAUCACAUAAUCAUCGAUGAGCGUGUCUUUCCAGACCAUUUCGACCAUGGUAUGGUGAAAAACACAUUGCUUGGAUCUUCCUUCCAGAUUUUUUUUCACUUUAACCAUGAAAAUAAGACGCUGGCCAACGAAGUUAUUCUGAGCGGAAAUUUCAGUGAAACCUUUAAAGGGGUUGUGAUCCGCAUUCCACGCGUUUUAGAACUGCACAAAAAUCGUUGCAACACAGAAAUAAUGUUAAGAGCUGCGGGGUAUUGUACUGGCUGUGAUUCAAAGCCAAGAUGUCCCUACAGACAUCAAUCCGUUCUGGCUGAAUUUCCUGCAAAUAUGAAAUCAAAUUGCAAGCACAGGAAGCGCGUUAGAAUGAGGAGGAGAACAAUGCCUGGCUGUGUCAUAGAGUGUUUCCGGUAUACAGAAGCCCAUAACUGUUGCCCGGGUUACUUUGGGCAUUCCUGCUUUAAAUGCCCGGGGAAGAUUGACAACUGGUGCUCCAACAACGGGAAGUGCCAGGAUGGAGUUCUGGGGACCGGAGAGUGCCUGUGCAACGAGGGCUUCCACGGCACGGCGUGCGAAGACUGCGAGCCCGGGAAAUACGGCAAGGACUGCAAGUCAGUGUGCAACUGCGAGCAUGGGAUGUGCAUGGAGGGUAUAGAGGGCAGCGGAAAAUGCCUCUGCUACAAGGGCUGGAGGGGAAGCCGGUGCUCUGAGCAGAUCGUCAUGGAUGCCUGUGGGGGUGUCUGUGACCUGAAUGCGAACUGCCUCAGUGCCCAGGGGACGCCGCCUACCUGCGUCUGUAUUGCUGGCUACAAAGGGACCGGCACCGCUUGCAAAGAGAUUAAUCCUUGUGACAGUGAUAAUGGCCACUGCUCAAAGAACGCCAAUUGCACAAAGACACACCCCGGCGAAAGGAUCUGCACCUGUCGUGAAGGUUUCAGUGGAGACGGCGUGGUGUGUGAGGAAAUAGAUGGCUGUUCUGUGAACAACGGAUUUUGUGACAGCAAUGCUGAGUGUGCCAGAACCGGCCCAAACCAGGUCGCCUGUUCCUGCAAUCCUGGGUAUUCUGGAAACGGAAGAGCCUGCUAUUCAGUGAAUCCAUGUAGGACGGACAACGGUGGCUGCAGCUGGAAUGCAAGAUGUGAAUAUGUGGGUCCUGGGUUACGGAACUGUACUUGCAGAUAUAACUACAUAGGAGAUGGCAUCACCUGCAGAGGAACUGUAAAAACUGAGGUCCUACGCAAUGCUGAGUCUUCGUGGUUCAACAGAAAUUUGAUGGUUUCCAAAGUCAUGGAUCUGCUGACCAAGGGCCCGUUGACAGCUUUUGUCCCUCACACAAAUUAUACCACCAACUUUCCAAUGGAGCUCUGGAAGAACGCGAGCAGGGCAGGGGACUUGCUCAGGUACCACGUGGUGGGCUGCCAGCAGCUCCUUCUGUCAGACCUCCAGUCAGUGGGGAAAGUGGUCUCCCUCUCAGGACACGUGCUCCGCUUCUCCGUCAGAGAGGGCACUUUGUACAUCAACGGGGAUGCCAAGAUAAUUACCAGCGACUACGUAGCCUCAAAUGGAGUCAUACAUUUCAUUGAUACGGUCCUCGUCCCGUACGAUCUGAAGAACACAAGUGGGCCGGUAAAUCCAACGUUAAAUGUCACAUCAGCGGCAGAGGCGUAUGGAUAUACCACGUUCAGCAGACUUCUCCAGUCCUCCAACCUGAUGAGCAUGGUGGAGAAUUACCUGCACCAUCCCUUCACCAUGUUCUGGCCGACCAACGAGGUUUUCAGCUCUCUGUCCGAGGACAGGAAGCGGUGGUUGUACAGCGAAGAUCACCGCGACAAGCUCGCAGCGUACCUUAAAGCGCACAUCAUCCGAGACGCUGAAAUCCUGGCUGUGAAUCUACCUCAUCAAGACUCUGUCAGAACAAUGCAUGGCUCCUCUUUUUCCUUCGCCUGUGAUAAAAACAGCAUUGGGGAUAUUUUGGUUGACGAUGGAAAUGCUAGAAUCGGUGAGCGCCACCUGCAGUUCAAUGUGGGCAUUGCGUAUGGGAUCGACCAGCUGCUGGAGCCGCCCGGCAUUGGGGCGCGCUGUGACGCCUUUGCAGAGCAGAGGUCUAUGGGCAGGUGUGGAAGUUGCUUCGCGGCUCCUAUGUGUUCGUUUGGAUAUAAAAACACGGACCAAACGACCUCCUGCACGUACGGCAGGCCCUCCCCGUUCUCUCCGUACAGGCGCUAUGGCUUUUACUCCUCCAUGUCCUAUCGGAGGCAGUUCCGAGGCAUGAGGCCCGGCUGCCAGCGCACGUGCAUCAAAGUGGACUGGUCCCCCCGCUGCUGCGAGAACCACUACGGCCGAGACUGCCAGGUGUGUCCCGGGGGUCUGGAGGCGGUGUGCAGUAACAAUGGGAGAUGCCUUCAUGGUAUGGAAGGCUCCGGACGUUGUCGCUGCAGUGCUGGCUUCACGGGCACCGCCUGUGAGCUGUGUGCGGCGUUUCACUACGGCCCCAACUGCACGGGCUGUGCCUGCACUGAGCAUGGGAAGUGUGACGACGGGCUGGGGGGGGAUGGGAGCUGCUUCUGUCAGGAGGGCUGGACCGGGCCACGCUGCGAGUCCAAACUGGCAGUGAAGCCCGUCUGCUCCCCUGAAUGCCAUCAAAACGCCGUGUGCCAGCCUGAUAACGUCUGCGUGUGCGAAUCGCUAUAUGAAGGGAACGGCAGAAACUGUUCCGCUCCCGAUUUGUGCAGCGAGGAAAACGGAGGCUGCCACCAGCACGCCAACUGCUCUCAGACCGGCGUCAACGUCAACUGCACGUGUCUGUCCAAGUACGCGGGCGACGGCUACGCCUGCUCGCCCAUAGACCGAUGCGUGGAAGAGGAAAAUGGCGGCUGCAGCGACUUCGCCACCUGUCACUUCACUGGUCCGAAUGAGAGAGACUGCAAAUGCCUGCCGGGCUACGUGGGAAACGGAGUCCAGUGUUUGGAGAAGAUUGUUCCGCCUCUCGAUCGCUGCCUGGAGGAGAACGGAGGCUGUGACCCAAAUGCAGUCUGCAAGGACCUGCACUUUCACGAGAACAUGGCGGGCGUGUUCCAGCUGCGGUCGCCGCUGGGGAAGUACAAGCUGAACUACACCGCCGCUGAGGCCGCCUGCCAGGGCCAGGGCGGCGCCCUGGCCACCGUCAAACAGCUGUCCGACGCCCAGCAGCUGGGCAUGCACAUGUGCGUGGCGGGGUGGCUGGACGGGAAACAGGUGGGCUAUCCGACGAUAUUCCCCUCGGCCAAGUGCGGAGACAACCACGUGGGAAUCGUGCUCUACAAAAACCCUGUCGACCUCAGCAGCACCUACGACACGUACUGCCACAGAGUGAAAGAUGUGUCUUGUGAGUGUCGACCUGAUUAUGUCGGCAACGGGGAAUACUGCAAUGGAAACCUAGUCACUGUUGUUGCCACCAAUUCAAAUUUCUCUGUGUUCUACAAGGCACUACUGAGCUACGCAAACUCCACAAAAGACGGAGAGAGCCUGAUGAACUACCUCCUAAAGCGCUCCACGUACGUGACGCUGUUCGUUCCCGAAAAUACAGGAUUCUUUGCGAAUGAGAGUUUAUCGUGGAGGGACGUGGAGUACCACAUCUCCAUCAACAACAGUGUGCACCUCUACAGCGACAUGAAGCACGGGGGCGUCAUCCCCUCCCGUCUGGGUUACAAUCUCUCUGUAACCACGACCCUCUCGGCUGACUCACAGUCCAACAAGCUGGUGAACAAGAAGUUGAUCAUAGACUGGGAUAUCCCAGCAACCAACGGCAUCAUCCAUAUCAUUAAGGGCCCAUUGAAGGCCCCGCCCAAGCCUGUGGUGCCUGUGUCCUCGCAUUCAAAGGCCCGGUCUGGAGCUGGCACCGUCGCCUCCGUCCUCAUCGUGUUCCUGCUCAUCGCCGUCGUCGCCGGCCUGGGGUACUACUUCCUCAAACGCAAGAACAACGCUUUCAGAUUCCAGUACUUCAAGAAUGAUGAUGAAGGCGCUGGGACAGAAGGGGAUAACUCCCUGGUGUCCAUCCCAAAUCCUCUCUACACGGGCUACAGUGCUUUUGUGGAACCCUUUGGAGAUUCACCUGACGCGCAAGCAGACUCUCAGGCAGACUGUCCGGACACGCAGCGUAUCCUGGACUAGUUUAAAGAGCGUGUUUCAGACAAAUGUCCUGAAGACAAAACAAUGUGUAAGAAUGUAUUUUAGUUAUACACUAAAAAAUGUAUGUACAACUGGAAGAAUGUGAAUGAAUGCUGAAUUUGUGGGUGUUCCAAUGGGAAGGUCCCACACCCAAUUUGUUACUUUAUAAAAGCCAGUCCUGGAGGCGGUUGCACAAACUAUGUUUUCUUAAUAAAUUUUUUAGCCUCUCCAGUUAAUACUUACGGAGUAAUAACGCUUUCAUUGUAGUAUCUUACGAAGUAUUGAUACUUGCCAAUAUUUGAAUGACACACUUUAUUCAAUUUAAACAGGAAGCAUCAUGGUAGGAUUUUACAAUGUAUGACUUUUGAUUUGGAGUUAGCCGAUGUUAGGUAAUUAUUACAGCAAACUGAAAAUGUGUUAUUUUCAUUUGUUCAUUCAUUUUGCAAUAUUGACCAUAGUCAUAUCUAGUUACAUGGCUUUCUGACUGUCUGCUUAUCUACCCUUCAUACUCAGGGGCGUCUAAAUAGCUGAUCGUGGUGAUUAAAAUCUUACUAAGGGCUUACAUUUUCAGUAUGAAAUGAUGUUUACUGUGAAAAUACUCCACUGUGACAUAAUCACCAUAC
Conger conger (European conger) is the source of this 8522-nucleotide messenger RNA. It is a transcript of the gene stab1, whose product is annotated as stabilin 1. Gene Ontology annotation, molecular function: hyaluronic acid binding. The record is from RefSeq and is a predicted model, not a curated record. Gene Ontology annotation, biological process: cell adhesion. The transcript has 69 exons. The coding region runs from base 250 to 7902 and encodes 2550 amino acids. NCBI's taxonomy places the organism in Eukaryota, Metazoa, Chordata, Actinopteri, Anguilliformes, Congridae.